Messenger RNA from Eptesicus fuscus (big brown bat), 4452 nucleotides. RefSeq names its product coiled-coil domain containing 71 like (gene CCDC71L). The record is from RefSeq and is a predicted model, not a curated record. The coding region runs from base 311 to 1027 and encodes 238 amino acids. Lineage: Eukaryota; Metazoa; Chordata; Mammalia; Chiroptera; Vespertilionidae. The transcript has a single exon.
UUAAAGAAAGGCAGAGGGUGAAAGGAAGCGGGAGAGGAGAAGAAAGAGAAGCCGGGAGGCGAGGCGCCGUCCAAUGACAAAGCCCAGGGGUGGGCGCCGGCCGCCAUCUUGCACCGGCGGCGGGAUCACCCGCGUCCUCCGCCCUCGGAGGGGGAGGGGCGGCGGCCGAGGCGAGAAAAGUAGCGACAGGCGCGCCGGGCGGUAGGCGCCUUCAGCGGCCGCCGCCGCGGAGCCGGGCGCGGGGGUGAGGCGGCGGCGGCGGCGGCGGCGGCGGGGCCCGGCGGGCGCGGGCGGCCCCGAGCGGCCUCCGAUGCGGCGCUCCGGGAAGAGGCGGCGGCCCCCGGCGGCCCCGGCCUCCGCCUGGCGGGGCGGCGGCGUGAGGGCAGGAGCCGGGGCCGGGCUGGAGGCGCAGGAGGAGAAGGUGGUGUACUCGCGCUCGCAGCUGUCGCUGGCCGACACCACCAAGGCGCUGGGCGAAGCCUUCAAGCUGUUCAUGCCCCGCAGCACGGAGUUCAUGAGCUCGGACGCGGAGCUCUGGAGCUUCCUGUGCAGCCUCAAGCACCAGUUCUCCCCGCACAUCCUGCGCAGCAAGGACGUCUACGGCUACUCCUCCUGCCGGGCCCUGGUGCCCGACCCCCCGGCGCCCCCCGCCCGCGGCCCGGCGCGCAGGCCGGCGCGGGGCCCGGCAGCCCGGAGGGCGGCCAGGAGGAGGCGCCGCGGAGUCCGGGCGGCCGCCGCCCGCAGGAAGAAGCCGCCGCCGCCGCCGCUGCCGCCGCCGCCGCCGGCCCCCGGGGAGAGCUGUGCGGCGGAGCCCGGGACCCUCGGCCCCUGCUUCGGCGGUCGCACCCUGGAGGAGAUCUGGAGGGCGGCCACCCCGACGCUGACCACCUUCCCCACCAUCCGCGUCGGCGGCGACGUGUGGGGCGAGCGCAGCCUGGCGGCGGUGCGGCGCCGGGCGCGCCAGGUCCUGCGAGUGAACCUGGAGCCCGUGGUGAGGCUCCGCCGCUUCCCGGUGCCUCGGGCGUGAGCUGCAGCCCCCCGCCUCUCCCCGCCCCGCCCCGACCCUCGGACGGAGCUCCCGCCUGGAGGGAUGGACAAGUGUCAGUCGAGUGUUUACAGAUCCGGCCCGGACUCCGUCCCCUCGUGCACUUUACGGGCGAAGAAGUCACCGCGCGGGGUGCCCGGCCCCGCGCCCCUGGACGCCGCGCCGCCGCCUGGGACCCCGGGGCAGGUGUGCCCCCCGCUGCCCCUCGGCGCCCGGUCCGCGGAGGGAGGAGACCGCUGGACCCGCGGGAGGGGCCCCCCUCUCUUCGCACCCCACACGGGGACGUCUCCAGGACUGUAGGGGCAGAUCCGUUCUCUCCCUUUGGGACUCUACCUCACUGGUCUGGAAGCCCUCCGAAGAAGUAAUUAUUUUUCCAAAGGAAUUUGGUUUCGUGCUUGUGUACUAAGUCAGAAUUCACGCUUUUUAUACCCCUCCUCCUCGAUACCUUUUUUUUCUCUCUUUUUUUUUUUUCCUUUUUGACUGCCACCCCUCUUCUGGACGGUAGAUCCAACGUGUUUUGUGGUGUUGCACUAGUUUGUGCUCAGGGUAUUCUGAAUCCCACUCGUUUCCUGAUGUGAACUGGAUUCCAGUGCUUUGACCAAGGAUGUUGUUUUUCUAAGCGACACAAGCUUAUGACUCUUAAUCGUGCAAGGCUUUGUACGGCUUUGAACUUGAUGGGCGCAGUGAUGACAAGCAAAGAGAUGCAAAAUACAACUGUGUUAAUUAUUUUAAGGUGUUUCUAAAGAUUUUUUCUAUUGAAACUUAAAAGUUUAUAUUGACUGAGCUUCUAAAGAAAAUGGUAGAAACUCAAAGUUUUGUUUAGGAAAAGUUGACUUGUUAAACUUAAAAAUUGAAUAAAAAAGUGCAUUGAAACCACCUGGCUUGUGAUUUAAAAAAAAAUAUGAAUGCAUUAUUAAAAAAAAAAAAAAAACGUGUUGGUUAAAGAAAUGGAUGGAAUCCGAUUAGAAAUGAUUUGGCCUCCUUGUACUGGUCUAACAUACAAAUCCAGGAAUAUUUCAAGGAUAAUUUAUUUUAAAAUGGGAGUCCAAAAGGAGAAAUGAAUGAUACAUUUUGUGAUUCAAACGAUAAACAGAAUACUCACUAGAAUCCUCAGAAUUAUAGUCUAGAAGGGUGGGGGCAUUUCUUGGUAUAAGUAACUGGUUGAAGUUACUUGGGGCAAAAUAGACCUCAUUUUCUCUCUCUUUGUUGUUGUUGGGUAAUAAGAAAUGUCCGGACUAAUAUCACCACUUUUAUAAACAUGUUAGUUGACUCUUUUGCUCCACCAGUUUCCUUUUUUAUCUUUUUUCCAUUUAAAUUCAUGUUUGCAGUUAUGAGUCUUCGAUAACUGAAGCCCACAGGCAACCACACAGAGUUCUGACCCUUCUUUUACACUUUUAUAAUAUGUAGUGUUUAUACCGUAUGGCCCAGCGUAUUAUCUUAGAUUAUUCAAGUGCCUUUGGUCAUUGGUGGCAGCAAGACUUAAUGGUUUUUAGCCAGUGGUGCCACAGCCAGAUUUUACUGUAAUAUCUAAAGGGUCAAGUAGUGUUUUUGUACCACUAUCAUUUCAAAUUUGGGUAUUCUGCCAUGGAGCGAUCUGUACUGGGCUGGAACUUGACACAUGUAAUACUCAAUAUUAAGGUCUAUCUCUGCUUGGUAGCUUCUUAGGAGAAUAAUGAGAGCUGCAAUUUUGACUCUUAUGUUCUUAGAAUUUAAAUGGCAUAGCUUUCUGAAAUGAUUUUUUUCCCAAGUUUACUAGUCCAUUGUAGGAGCUUUGUGACUUCAAUUUCAGUGUUUUUGUUUUGUUAAGAAAAUAUUUUAUAUAUACACAUAUAUAUGACUUUAUACCACUUUCCCAGUAAAGCAUCAUAUUCUUUUAUUCACUAGUCAGCGCUAAUGCAUUGUUACAAACACUGUCACAUGAAUAAAUAAAAGUGAAUAAUUGGAAGAUGGAGAGUGUUAAAUUAUAUUUGUGUGAUAGGAAGCUUAUCUAUAUUCUUUUGGUUAGCUUCCACUGCCAAUUAUAUUUCACUUAUGUAGGGUUUCUCCUCAUCCGUUCCCCUCUCCCCCUCUAUUAACUUAGGCUAACUAGCACCUGAGGGGAAGAAAUUUGUAUUUGUACCACUUCACUUUGUAUAUAGUUUUAUAAUAAUUAAAGAAAUCUAAUGGCCAUAUUAGAAUGUAAUUUCAACAUACAGCUUAUCUAGAUAGUUUCCCAGAGGAUUUUGAAAUUAGACUUAGCUGGGAGGAUAACUUUCCUCAGAACAAAACAAACAUAUUCACUGACACCAUGCAUUUAUUGUAACAGAUUCUUAACAUUUUUUUUCUCUUAUGCCUUGUUACUUUAGUACACUUGAACUCACAUAAAUGCUUCUUUGGAUUACCUGGGCUGUCUGACUUCAGUUUGGAUCUAAUUGCCCUUCCUGAAUACAGUGUUAUUGGAUUGACUAAAAAUUCAUGCCAUUUCUAGUUUGUAAAAAUGAUGUAAAAAAAAAAAAUCAUUAUUUUUGCCAAGUUUAGCAUAUGUUACAACUUCUAAAAUGUGAAGAAACAACUAAUGUAGUUGAUUAGCAUAUUAAUAGGAAAGUGGAAGUAUUUUAUGGGUACUUUGGGGCAGAAUGUGAAAAUGAACUUGGCAUGGUGGCCUUUAUUGUGAGGCAGCCAUUUUCUGUCCUCUAAAGUGAGUCUGUAGCUUAGCUUGUAGAUAGUUUUUGUAAGAAAUCCUGUGAUCUUUAUUCAUUCUUUUACCUUCUCAUAUCUCAUAUGGCACAAGUAGAGAGGGGAAGCCAGAAGGAAGUGUAUCACCUUGCUAUGCUUCUAAUUUUUAACUCUUGAGUGCCUAAAUGUGGUGACUGGCACCUUAAAUAACCUUUUGAAAUUCCCGAUGUCAUUUUUUAUCCUUCCUGUCAACCAGCAACUUAUUUUUAUGUUAUGAUCGUUGAGGGCAAGUUUCAUUGUUGAUAGUGCAAAGUGUCAUUGUUGGGGGUGUGUAUUUAUUUUGUCCAAGUUUGAGUACCCUAUCGGGCAAGUGUAACUUAAGCCGGUGGCUGACACCUAUUGAUUUGCUAUGUGCAAAUCUGAAAACUCUUCAAUAAAAAAAUUUAAAAAAAACAUUAAAAAUAUUUGAAUACAAAAAACUGAGCAAUUUUGAACUCAAAGUUUUUUGUUGUUUUAAGGGUUGCCACAGCACCCUUUAAAUUGUGUUUUUUUAAUGGACAUAUAUUCAUAAUAUUUUAUCAGUGUGUAAAAUAUUUCUUGAUGGGCUGUUAUGUCUUAAGUGCAUUAUAAGGCAAUUAUUUGUAAUGGAAGUGAAUUUUUUUGGACAGUUUGAUGUGCAUAUGAGUAAGAUUUUACAAUCUGGUUGUACUUUGCUUUUUAAUUUAUUAACUGUAAAUAAAUUUUAGAAAAUA